AAAGCGAUAUCGCACUCCCCAUCGCUGAGUCAUCCCCAUUUUUCAAACGUCACUCGAAAAAGCGCAGAUGACAUGCUCGAUCCCACACACAUCUAGCACUCAAUUGAAUCAAACCAACAAACACCAAAAUGCCCUCUCGAAACGACGUCGACUACUUCGGAGCCGGGCCGGCGCCCUUGCCUGACCCCGUGCUGGAAGAAGCGGCCAAAAUCCUGCUCAACUACAAAGACUCUGGCAUCGGGAUCCAGGAAAUCUCCCACCGCGGUGCCGACGCGGCCGACAUUCUGGAAAAGACGCAAUUGUGUCUGCGGCAAUUGCUGAAUAUCCCGCAGUCUGAUGGCCCUGAAGGUUACCAGGUCCUCUUCCUUCAAGGAGGCGGGAGUGGCGAGUUUAGCGCUACUGUCUAUCAUAUGGUGAGCGUGUGGGUUGCGAAGCAGUGGAAGCACCUCAAGGAUUACAAGUUGCUUGGUCUGGAUGAGGAUGCGGUGGUGGAUGGAUUGCGGGAUCUCGUCGAGGAGAAGAUGAAGAUUGACUACUUUGUCACCGGAUCCUGGUCGUUGAAGGCUUCGCAGGAAGCCGCGCGACUGGUGGGAGGCGAAAAGGUCAACAUUGUCACCGAUUCGCGCAAGCAUCGCGACGGCAAGUUUGGCGUCAUCGCCGCGCAAGACACAUGGACGCACACGAAGGAAGAAUCCGACGUCGUCAUGACGUACUACUGCGACAAUGAGACGGUCGACGGCGUGGAAUUCCAGGCUACGCCGUCUGGUCACAACUUGGUCGCCGACAUGUCGUCCAACUUCCUCUCCAGACCCAUCGACAUCACCAAAUACGCCGCCAUCUACGCCGGCGCGCAGAAGAACGUCGGAAGCACGGGCAUCACCAUUGCCAUCGUCAGCAACAAGUUCAUGCCGCCUCACGCCGAGAUGGCCGACCCGAAAUUGCUGCGUCGCCUCGGACUGCCCGUCGGACCUUCUGUCCUCGACUGGCCGACGAUUGCCAAGAACAAAAGCCUGUACAACACGCUGCCCAUCUUCGACGUCUGGGUUGCAGGCAAGGUGAUGCAGCGGACGCUCGAUUUGUUUUCGGAGGAGAACGGUGCUCCCCGCUUGGCUGGCCAGGCGGCCGAGUCGAAGAAGAAAGCGGAUAUGCUGUACUCUGUGAUGGACGAGCAUAGCUCCAUCUAUCAAGUCGUUCCUGACAAGAGCAUUCGCAGCCGGAUGAACCUCUGCUUCCGGGUCAAGGGCGGUGAUGACGAGGCGGAGAAGACCUUUCUCAAGGGCGCGGAGAGCCGUGGGCUACUGGGUAUCAAGGGCCACCGAAGUGUGGGCGGCAUGAGAGUGAGCAACUACAACGCCGUUCCUGUUGCGGCCGUUGAGAAGCUGGCGAAAUACCUGCUGGACUAUGCCAAGUCUGAGGGCGCGAAUGGCAGUGUCUGAGGGGGGAAAGGGGAAGCGCAUUGUCGAAGAUAGAUUUAGCGUUGGCGUUGGAUUGCGCUUUCAACAGAUGCACCGUCGGUGUUCAACACGGUCAAAAAGGGUGUAGCAUUAUGUUCAGCA
Messenger RNA from Neohortaea acidophila, 1556 nucleotides. Its product is annotated as pyridoxal phosphate-dependent transferase. Lineage: Eukaryota; Fungi; Ascomycota; Dothideomycetes; Mycosphaerellales; Teratosphaeriaceae. Gene Ontology annotation, molecular function: O-phospho-L-serine:2-oxoglutarate transaminase activity; pyridoxal phosphate binding. Gene Ontology annotation, cellular component: cytoplasm. The transcript has a single exon. Gene Ontology annotation, biological process: L-serine biosynthetic process. The record is from RefSeq and is a predicted model, not a curated record. Bases 129 to 1436 code for a protein of 435 amino acids.